UUGUGGCACGUGUGGCAGAUAAAUUUGGCACUUGCGCAUGAUGGCGGCCACCAUCGUCUUUGCAUGGGGCUCUGGCUCGGACGGACAGCUCGGCCUUGGCGACAGCGCGGACCACGCCGAGCCGCGGCCGCUCGAUCUCGGCGCCUUGCAGAGCCCGGUGGCGCUGACCACGGGCGGCUGCCAUAGCGCGGCUGUGGAUGCCACUGGCGCGCUAUACAUGUGGGGCAGCAACGCCCAUGCCCAGCUGCAUCUUGACGUUCCGACAGCGCAAGCUCCUGUGAAGAUCGCGAUCGAGCCGCGCGUCGCGCUUGUGCGCUGCGGCUGGUCACAUACCGUCGCCGUUGCCACGCACGCCGAUGGUCUCUCGACGGUCUACAGCUGGGGUAGCAACCAGCACGACCAGCUCGGUCAGACAACGACGUCGGACAAAGCGGGCCUCGUGCAAAACCCACUGCGCUUUCUCGCGCCUGUGCUGGCCGUUGUCAGUGUAGCCAGCGGGUGGAAGCACUCGCUCCUUGCGACGAGCGAUGGCCGAGUGUUUACCUGGGGCUAUGGUCGGUCGGGCGAGCUUGGACUGGGGCCUAAGACGCUUCGUGCACCGACACCUACAUUGGUGCCCAUCGACGGAGCCGUCGCCGCCGUCUACUGCGGGUGGCAGCACUCAGUGUUCCACUUGACGUCCAAGGGUCUUGUCGUUGUUGGCAGCAACCGACACGGGCAGCUCGGGCUCGGCAACGAGAGUCGCAAGCAAGUCUUCGAACCCACGCCCAUACUCGAAGCAGCUUCCGCCGCGCUGUUUUGCUGUGAUCACGUCGCUGUCGGGUGGCAUCACGUUCUGGGUGUUCACGAUGGCGCCGUGUAUUCCUGGGGCAAAGGCUCGUUCGGUCAGCUCGGCCAUGAUAGCGUCAAUGGAGAGCAUACACCGCGCCUCUUGGUCAUGGACGAGCGCAUCAACCACGUGGCGUGCGGCUCGGAGCAUUCGCUUCUUGUGACAGCAAGCGGCCGACUCUACUCGUGCGGCUGGGGCGAGCAUGGGAAUCUUGGUCAUGGCGACACGCAGAACGUGGCAAGGCCGACGCCCGUUGCGUACUUCGACAAGCAUCGCCUGCAUGUGCUCUCGGCUGUUGCAGCUGGUGCGACCUCGUUUGCUAUGGCGACAAGCCAACGCGCAUGAUAUGGAUAGCCUAUCUAUUGAGAGAUGCUAGAGAAUAGAGACGACGAAAUGACGGCUGCUAAAGAGCCUGAGUGCAGCUACUUGUUGGCAACGCUGUGGUCCAAGCACGUUGGUGUACUCGCCAAGGGACUCUGUGGUG
Molecule: messenger RNA, 1313 nt
Organism: Saprolegnia diclina VS20
Lineage: Eukaryota; Oomycota; Saprolegniomycetes; Saprolegniales; Saprolegniaceae
Exons: 9
Coding region: 38-1174 (378 amino acids)
Source: RefSeq, a predicted model, not a curated record